Molecule: messenger RNA, 1326 nt
Organism: Physeter macrocephalus (sperm whale)
Lineage: Eukaryota; Metazoa; Chordata; Mammalia; Artiodactyla; Physeteridae
Gene: AGBL4
Product: AGBL carboxypeptidase 4
Exons: 12
Coding region: 1-1326 (441 amino acids)
Biological process (GO): protein side chain deglutamylation; proteolysis
Molecular function (GO): zinc ion binding; metallocarboxypeptidase activity
Source: RefSeq, a predicted model, not a curated record
AUGACUGGACAGCUUUCUGGUUUCACUACUCGGGUCAAAGAGGCCACUUCUGAACGCUGCUUAUUCCAGGAAAGAAGAGGGAGAGAGGAGAGGCUGGGCAUCCCCGUGAUCCAGGGCCAUUGGGAGAGAGUCAUUUUCAACAUUGUUAACUUCAGCAAAACUAAAAGUCUUUAUAGAGAUGGUAUGGCCCCUAUGGUGAAAUCUACCAGCAGACCAAAAUGGCAAAGACUGCCACCUAAAAAUGUUUACUACUACCGCUGCCCGGACCAUAGGAAGAAUUAUGUGAUGUCCUUUGCAUUUUGUUUUGACCGAGAAGAAGAUAUUUACCAGUUUGCUUACUGCUACCCAUAUACGUACACUCGCUUUCAGCAUUACCUUGACAGCCUACAAAAGAGAAACAUGGAUUACUUCUUCCGGGAGCAGCUUGGUCAGAGUGUGCAACAGCGGCACCUAGACCUCCUGACGAUAACCAGCCCUGACAACCUUCGGGAGGGGGCAGAGCAAAAGGUGGUAUUCAUCACAGGACGAGUCCACCCAGGGGAAACACCCUCUUCAUUUGUGUGUCAAGGGAUCAUUGACUUCCUCCUCAGCCAGCACCCUAUUGCUUGUGCCCUACGGGAACACCUGGUCUUCAAGAUUGCACCCAUGCUCAACCCUGAUGGCGUCUACCUGGGCAAUUACAGGUGCUCUCUGAUGGGGUUCGACCUGAACCGUCACUGGCUGGAUCCCUCUCCAUGGGCCCACCCCACCCUGCAUGGGGUGAAACAGCUCAUCAUUCAGAUGUACAACGACCCAAAAACAAGCCUGGAGUUUUAUAUUGACAUCCACGCCCACUCCACCAUGAUGAAUGGCUUCAUGUAUGGCAACAUCUUUGAAGAUGAGGAGCGGUUCCAGAGGCAGGCCGUCUUCCCCAAGCUCCUCUGCCAGAAUGCCGAGGACUUCUCCUACUCCAGCACGUCCUUUAACCGAGAUGCCGUGAAAGCAGGAACUGGCCGUCGCUUCCUCGGAGGGCUGCUGGACCACACUUCGUAUUGCUACACCCUCGAGGUUUCCUUCUACAGCUACAUCAUCCGCGGCAGCACGGCCGCUGUGCCCUACACGGAGGAAGCCUAUAUGAAGCUGGGGCGGAACGUGGCGAGAACGUUUUUGGAUUAUUACCGGCUGAACCCCAUGGUCGAGAAAGUGACGAUCCCCACGCCAAGGCUGCGGAAAGAAACCCCCCCCUACAAGCGCCCACUCUUGCGGGGCCCAGCCAGCAGCCUCCCCAACAGCAAAGGGGGCAAGAAGAGCUCAGUGAGCCACAAAGACCCUUCAAACUCUUUUUAA